Messenger RNA from Micropterus dolomieu (smallmouth bass), 6550 nucleotides. It is a transcript of the gene edc4, whose product is annotated as enhancer of mRNA decapping 4. NCBI's taxonomy places the organism in Eukaryota, Metazoa, Chordata, Actinopteri, Centrarchiformes, Centrarchidae. Gene Ontology annotation, molecular function: protein binding. The transcript has 30 exons. Gene Ontology annotation, biological process: deadenylation-independent decapping of nuclear-transcribed mRNA. Gene Ontology annotation, cellular component: P-body. The coding region runs from base 183 to 4367 and encodes 1394 amino acids. The record is from RefSeq and is a predicted model, not a curated record.
GUGUGAACCUCAUCAGAAGUUGAGGUAGGAACCAACGACUUGACAUAGAGACGAGUCGGAGCCAAAGGCGCGUACAUAACGGAAGUUUAGACGGUUGCUCUGGGUGAACACUGACAGCAUCGCAUCGAACAAGAAAUCAUUCUCUCCCCCUAAAUUAACCCAGUCUCCCCUUUCCCUCACACAUGGCGUCCAAUUCUAAUAUUGAUAUUGAGGGUGCGACCCAGCAUCUCCGGGACAUACUCAAGCUCGACCGUCCCGGGAACAGCACCGAUGCACAAUCAAGUGACGGUCUGAGAAUGCCGUCUUUCAAUGGAGAGCUGAAUGGGUUAUUGGGAGCAGCUGGCCUUUUAGGAAGCAGCGAUCGCUCAGCCAUGUCAGAAUCUACCAGACCCAUCUCCACAGACAUCAGCAGCGCUCAGGAGACUCAGAUAAUCUGCCUUUCUGGUGACGAUGGCUCCACCUCUAUCCCCAUCACCUCAAACAGUGUGGAGAUUGUGGCAAGUCAAGAUUCUAGUAUCAAUAGCAAGGCUCGUGGCAGCAACAAGGUGAAGAUACAACCUGUUGCCAAGUACGACUGGGAACACAAGUAUUAUUAUGGAAGACUGAUAGCCGUGUCCAACUCCUUCUUGGCCUACGCUAUCAGAGGAGCCAACAAUCAUGCAAUGAUUCGUGUCCUGAGUGUGGGUUUUGCUGAGCGCUCCCUACUGAAGGGCUUCACCGGAGCCGUCACAGAUCUGGUUUUUGCCCACCUCGACUCUUCCCUGUUGGGCUGUGUGGAUGAAGCAGGCAACCUGAUGGUCUGGCAGCUCACUUGCACUGGAAACAAGAUACUUGAUCAGGUGGUGGUUCAUGUCCGUCGGCCAGAAGAUACUCCACUGAACUCCCACCGUCGCCUCAUCUGGUGCCCCUACAUCCAGGAUGACAAUGAAGAGAACCAGGAUGACACCAGCCAGACUUUAGCCCUUCUACAUGAAGACAGGGCUGAGGUGUGGGACCUGGAAGUCCUGAGAGCCAACAACAGCAGUUGGCCCAUCGAUGCCACAGACCUAAAAGAAGGCCUCAUCACAAUCAAGGGACAUACCCAGCGAGUCAGUGAAGGGGCUCUUUCUCCAGAUGGAACCGUGUUAGCCACAGCCAGCCAUGAUGGAUACGUCAAGUUCUGGCAGAUAUACAUAGAGGGGGUACAGGACAAGCCGAGAUGUCUUCAUGAAUUGCGGCCUCACGGAGGACAUCCCGUCUCCUGCCUUCUUUUCUGUGACAACCACAAGAGGCAGGACCCCGAGGUUCCUUUCUGGCGUUUCCUGAUUACUGGAGCAGAUCAGAACCAGGAGUUAAAAGUGUGGUGCACUGUUUCCUGGACCUGUUUACAGACCAUCAGGUUUUCUCCAGAUCUGUUCAACUCAUCAGUUCUGCCAAGUCUGAAGGCCAGUCUGGACCUCUCUGCUGAGUAUCUCAUCCUCACUGAUGUACAGAGGAAGGUACUGUAUGUGAUGGAGCUGCGGCAGGACCUGGAGAAAGGCAAGGCCACUUUCACAGCGGUAUCAGAGUUCCUGCUGACACACCCUGUGCUCAGCUUUGGGGUCCGGGAAGUCGCCCACAGUCGAUUGCGACACACUGAGGUCCUCCCUGCAGAAGAGGAGAGUGAGAGCCUGACAACAGAGGGCACUCAAGGACCCACAGAGUCCAAGUCUGGGAUCCAAAUUAAACUCUACUGUGUUCACACCAAGAGUCUGCAGGAUGUCCAGAUCUGGUUUCAGCCUAACUUAAGUUCCAGCUCUGCUGUCUUCCUGCCCCGUUCUGAUUCUCAGGAUGGUUUUGCAGGGUUUUCAGACCAUCUCACUGACCAGAGCUCUGACAAGGAAUCAGGAAGUGGCUCCCAGACCGACCUAAGGAAGAUCCCAUCGCUUCCUGCUCCCACUGACUUCCUGUCAAACUCGGCCACCAGCAGCGGGACGAUGCCAAAGCUGAUGACUCCUGAUGCUUUCAUGACACCAAGUACUUCGGUACCAGCUUCUCCUGGCAGUAGCGCCAGCAGUCUGACCAUUGUGACAGCUGUCAGCAGCAACUCUGACUCAACCAACAGAGCUAUAGACGAUGUCAGUCAGAGUCCUAACAGAGCAGAGAACAACAGCAGCAGUAGUUUGGCACUGUCCACCUCCACCAGCAGCCCGAGAGCUUCUUCUGCUGUGCUGCUGUCUGGCCUGGAGAAGCUACAGGCUUUAGCGUCCCCAAGUGGCCCUCUUGCACUUGACAGCCCUCAGAUUUUGGAUUCUCCCCUCCUGCCAACUCUAGCCUCUCCGACCAGGGCCCGUUCCCCUGACGUCAUCUCCUCCGCUUCUACAGCCAUGUCUCAGGACAUGCCAGAGAUUGCUUCCCAAACCCUGCAGCUCCAGCGUGGACUCAUGUCCAGCUUGGAGCCCUUACCUCUUUCUGCUCUCCAGACAGACAGCAUGGCCUCUGCUGCAUCUGCCCUGCACCUACUCACCUCGCCACGCACAGCAAACAACAACAGCCUGUUGCACCUCGAAAUCGGAGGGGCAGACGGACCAGUGGGUGGGGCAGUAGAGUCAGAGCCCAGACUCAGCCACACCCCAUCUCUACUUGAGAACGCCUUAUCACAGGAGAACCCUGGUGUUGGAGGAGGGUCCUCAGAUGGUAAUGUUAGCCACACAUCUUGGCCGGCUGCGCCCGACAUCACUAGAGAAACGAGGAACAGCCUCAGGGACAAUGGUCUUGGAGACGGUUCAAGAGAGGAGUCGAAGGACAGACAUUUGAGCUCACCUUACCAUCGACGCUCCUAUCACCUCACACAGAAUGACAGUCAGGACGCUGGCGCUGAGCAGAGUGACCCAGAUGAUGAGGUGGCCAGCUUGGCAUCAUCCUCAGGACAUUGUGGUACUCGCUCUUCCCACAGAUUACCAGUUAAGGACUGGAAGACAUCACCACGAGCCUCGCCAAAACUAAAGCGGAAGACCAAGAAAGAUGAUACUGAAUCGUCUCACUCCAGGCAAAUGGACUCUAGUCAGAUGAAUGCUGAAGUACAGGACGAGUUGUUAAUGCUCCUGCGUAGCCAGCAGAGGGAGUUAACUGAACUGCGUGGACAGAUUGAAGCUAUGCAGAGCUCCAUUAUGGCUCAAGUAGAGCACGUCCUUACCAACCACCAGGAACAAGAACAGCGCAGAAUGGAGCGUGUUCUUGCAGAGAGUCAAAAUCAUCAGCAGCAACUCCAGGAACAACUCAGCCAGCAGCUUAGCCACACCCUCGGCUCUGUGCUAACCAACAGAAUGGACAAAGUGCUGCGAGAGGAAAUGAAGAAAACAGUCCCACAAACAAUCUCUAAGAGUCUGGAGCCAGUGACAGGUCAACUGAGCAAUACAAUUGCUGCUAAGCUGACCGCUGUGGAGGUCACCCUGAAGGACAAUGUCACCAAGGUGGUCAAAUCAAAGAACACAACGGAUGCAAUUGGUCGAGCAGCAGCUGAAGCGAUGCAGGGGCCCAUCCAGGCGGCCUAUAAAGACGCCUUCCAGAGCAUCGUGCUCCCCGUUUUUGAAAGAGGCUGCCAGUCCAUGUUCCAACAAAUCAACGACAGCUUUAAACAAGGCACACAAGAAUACAUCCAACAGCUUGAGACCCAUAUGAAGAACAAGAAGCAGAGAGAGCAGGAGACACGAGACCCCAUGGUUGGCCAGCUCCAGCAGAUGAUCGACAGUUUCCAAAGCUCCAGUGAUCAGCUGGCAAAUAACAUCACAGCCAAUGUCCGGGCAGAGGUCCAGCACCAGAUCCAGAUGAUGGUGGGAAAUUUGCAGGAAUCUAUUCUUAGCCAUGUGCAGCGAAUUGUCAAAGGUGAGGUGAGUUUGGCAAUGAAGGAGCAGCAGGCUGUGGUCACCUCUAGCAUCAUGCAGGCAAUGAGGUCAGCAGCCGGCACGCCCGUCCCCACAGCACACCUAGACUACCAGACGCAGCAAGCCAAUAUCCUGCAGCUCCUCCAGCAGGGCCAACUCAACCAGGCUUUCCAGCAGGCUUUGUCAGCGACAGAUCUGAACUUGGUCUUGUAUGUGUGCGAGACCAUCGACUCGCAGCAGGUGUUUGGUCAGCACCCCUGCCCGCUCAGCCAGCCCGUUCUGCUGUCGCUCAUCCAGCAGCUCUCCUCCAACCUUACAACCCGCUCUGAGCUCAAAAUCAGCUACCUGGAGGAUGCAGUGAUGAAUCUGGACCAUGGCGACCCACUGACAAGAGACCACAUGGCCGCCGUGUUGGCCCAGGUCAGACCGAAGCUCUUUGCCUUCCUGCAGCAAGACCCCCAAAGCCCGCUGAGUAAGAGGGCGCGGCGCCUGAUGAUGAUGCUGCAGGGUCUCGUCAACCACUAGUUCUUCAUCUGAAGCGUGGUGCAGAAGAGUUGUCCCCCCCCCUGUUUGUUCCCAUUCCUCCCCCUGCUUUACCUGCACCGUUAAAGUGUCAAGUUAGGAAAUAGAAAACAGUUUUUGUUGGUCUGUUCUUUUUCCCUGGACAGACCUUGUAAGACAAUAAUAUCCUGGACGACUCUUUUGGUUCACUGUAGAUUCUACUUCAUUACUGCUGCUUUCCCCCCCAAGAGGCAUUCUGGUUGUGUCUCAUCCUAUUAUGCCCAUCAAGAAGCAGAAGACUGUCUCAGAGCCGGCAGGCAGAGAGCCUGAAAUUUCUGGUUGUCCCCAUCUCCCAGACACAUCACACAUGACGCUCCUUUGAUGUCACUUCAUCUAAAUGUGCAUAAGACUCAAAGAAUGUUUAGCCGAGUGCUCCGCAAGACCAACCAUCGCCGUUUCAUUUGUUCUACUUGUUUUCCUCCGACCCCUCAGACGGACAUGUUAAUUUCCAGAAUACUGAACCAGUUGUGAUGCAGGGGCUACUUCUGAGCAACAGAAGGAACCCGAAGCACGCUAAAAGGAGACACGUUUCAUGUUUCAGACGUGUUGUAUCUCGACCUUAAGAGUAAACAGCAGGCUUGGACACAUUUUCUUUUUCAAUAGUCCAGCAUCCUCUCUAGAGCCAACUUGGAGUUCAGUUGCUGCAGGAUUACGCUGUUCUCAGUUCAGAAAUUCGUAAACAACCCAGCUAAUCCCAGCAACCUAAAGUAUGUAACGACCAAAGCCAUUUUAUGUUGGUUACAUAUUUCCUUUGAGUUAUUUCUUAAUGGGUUGGAGACAACCUUGCCAGGCCAAAUAUUUGUCAGUAUUUUGAAGAGGAUCAACAUUGUUUUACUGAAAGUUCAUAGAAUUUGUUCCUGCGUUUGAAGUAUUCAGGAUGAAACACAUAUCUCAUUAGACUUUUUCCAUUCGUCCUUGUUUUCAUAAAUCAUUCUAAUGAGGGUUUCUGAAGGAUACAAAUAAGAUUAAUGAUGAGGAAAUAACAUUUUUGAAAUGUAACAAAUAUUUGCGACGGUCCUCCAGGCUGGAGAGAAUUCUCCUGUAAAAUCUGACCUGUUUGGAGCCCAACAUCGAGUUUGGUAGCCGUCCAUGUGUACAGCUCUGUCCUGUAAAUUAAUCACACUUCUCCCCAUGUUUUCUUCUGUACGUCAGUCCCUUUUUUUAUAUAAACACUUAGUAUUUGUAAGACUUGUAUACUUGCUUCAAGAGUUGUCAAACUAGUUCUAAUACAUAAUAAAACACUUCCUAAACAUAAUAGUUACCAAUGAUGUUAUUUUAUCAGGAUAUUCCAAAUGUUUGAAAACGUAAUGUGCAGUUACUUCUAAUAGGCUGUAGGAGGCAGCACUUAGUUGGACUGCAGAUGUUCACCCUGCUUGUCUUUAGGUUUGGAAUUCUGAAAUCAUUGCUGCUCCCGCAAUAUCUGUUGUACCAAACUUUAAAAAGCCUGCCUUUAGGUUGUAAAUGCACCAUUUGUUCAUCUUUGACUGAGUGUGUUGAAAGUGUAAGAGUGUGUGUGUGAGCGAGCGCGCGCAGCCCACACAUCAUUGUUUAAUUGCAGGGUGGCCACACUGUUUUGCUGAUUGUAAAAUAAACGUUCUGUUAAUUUGACGUCUGUGUUUAGAAUCUGUUAAGUUGGAUUUGUCUAGCAAGUGCCUUAUUGCAUUCUACGUGUUUUACUUCAACAUUUGAUCCUAAUUUGGCCUUUAGACAGCUUGUAAUGUUUCUAGCAUUAUCCCACAGCAGUUCCAUUUGAGUUUUACAAGCAGUUAUGUCAUUUUAAAGGUCAUGUUUUGGUUGGAUCUGAAGUAAGGCUCAAACAGCACAGUGGAGGAUAAUCUGUAUGUUUUGUUUGCAAACAUUUGACUACCAAGUACAGUUGAUUUUGGACCGAUAUUUGAAUGCUCAUCAAACAGAGGAAAGUACUAUUUUGACCACCUUCACCAUUCAGUUACGGACCCUGUUUUUUUGUCGGGUUGACUCCUGCUUUACCCCGAGUGGGAGCUGUGUGAGAAACAGGACUGAAACAAGUGUGUAUUUCUUCUUUCUUCCCUUUUUCAUCAUUUCCUUCGGCUUGGAUUGUUAUGUUGUAUCUUUUACUGUUUCUUUUACCCUAAACAUUUUUUGAAUAAAAAAAGACUUGAUCAGUU